CCCACAGAAUAAAUAGUUUGGUGGAAAUGGAGUUGCUUACUUUCUCCCAUUUACGUUAGUGUUUGUUAACUGGCUGCCUAUAUUGGUUUAAAAAUAGAGAAACAGGUGUCGCAUUGCUUAGUAUUUUUCUUCUGUAGACGUCGAGUUUCUGUUGAAGGAAACUAUAUUUUGAAAACAUCACCAAGAUGCUAGCUAGCGCUUAGCUACGUUAUCGUUAGUUCCUAAAACAACUCCAGAUAGGGUUAGCUAAGCAAGCAAAAACCAAAAGGGUGUUAUCUAUGCUUUGUAUUCAUUAGAGUAAUGUUAGCACAGUACAUGUUGUAAAAAAACAAACAAACAAACAAACUACCGUCAUCCUACCAACUACCGUGUACUCAGUUAUACCAACGUUUGUUAAGGAGAUUCCGCUUUUUAGAUAAACCGAAACUGAAGAAUGGACGCGAGUGGGAAACCGUCCACCGGACAGAUACUGCUGCUGGCGACGAGCUCGGCCCUUACAGCUGUCUUCUAUUCCAUGUACAGAAGGAAGGCAGGCCAUGUUGCCAGACUGAAAGAAGCCAAGAAAAUAUCAUUAGAUCAAGAUCUGAAAAACAUCCUUGCUGAUGCUCCAGGGAAAUGUAUUCCAUAUGCUGUUAUUGAAGGAGUUGUGCGAUCUGUGAAAGAAACUUUGAACAGUCAGUUUGUGGACAACUGCAAAGGAGUCAUUGAGAGACUGACACUAAAAGAAAAGAAAAUGGUCUGGAAUCGGACAACUCAUCUAUGGAAUGACUGUGAAAAGGUCAUCCAUCAACGCACCAACACCGUGCCCUUUGACCUGGCCCCGCAUGACGACAACAUCAGUGCGACGGUGCGUGUUGUCCGCCCCCUGGACGCGGCCGAGCUAGACCUGGAAACAACCUAUGAGAACUUUCACCCCAGCACAAACUCCCUGGGCAAUGUAAUUAGCCACUUCAUAAGCGGCGAGCGGCUGCGAGGCGUCCAGGAGACGGAGGAAAUGCUGCGUCUGGGUGCCAGCCUGACGGGUGUGGGCGAGCUCGUGCUCGAUAACAGCCUGGUGCGCCUGCAGCCGCCCAAGCAGGGCCUGCGCUACUUCCUGAGCCGCGUGGACUACAACACGCUGCUGGCGAGGCAAGAGAGCAGCCUUCAUGUGUGGCGCGCCCUCACGUUGCUGCUGGGUCUGGCCACGUGUGCCACACUCCUCUAUGCGCUGUGGAGGCACUGGGCCUGGCGCCGACGCCAGCGUAAGGAGCGCGACGAGCUGAAGGAGUUCGCCGAGCGACUGCGGAGGCGCGCGCGGGAGCUUAGCCUGGAUGAGGCAGCUGUGCCAGCCAGCGCGUGCGCCAUCUGUCUGACACGUGAGCGCGCCUGCGUGUUCCUCGAGUGCGGCCAUGUGUGCACAUGUGAGCGGUGCUAUCAUACGCUUCCCCAGCCAAAGAAAUGCCCCAUAUGCAGGGCGAGUAUAGACAGGGUGGUGCCUCUUUACAACAGCUAACCACAUGUAGGCUUUUAAUCCUUUUAGAUGUUUUCAUGUCUUUGCGAGCUUUGAAGACAUUCUGAAGAAUUUUAAGCAGUGAAAAUACAAAAAUGUUUAUCUAGCCUGUUGGCUAAGCAGGGAAAACAAAUAGUUCUGGUUUGUGGCUGAUUGUCAUCAUCAGUAAAGCUUACCAAAAUGCA
Molecule: messenger RNA, 1674 nt
Organism: Electrophorus electricus (electric eel)
Lineage: Eukaryota; Metazoa; Chordata; Actinopteri; Gymnotiformes; Gymnotidae
Gene: mul1
Product: mitochondrial E3 ubiquitin protein ligase 1
Biological process (GO): organelle organization; protein ubiquitination
Cellular component (GO): mitochondrion
Molecular function (GO): ubiquitin-protein transferase activity
Source: RefSeq, a predicted model, not a curated record